UCCUUUCCUCCAUAAGUAACCGCUCCUGUCACCCUGCACUCCUUCCGCCUCCAUAAGUAACCGCUUGUUGUUUAUUACAAUAAAGAUUGGUUAGAGCCUCUGUACAAGAGUGCUUCUUUGAAAACCAUGGCUUCCCCUGAUCCUGAAGAUGACUGAGGAUUCUGAGGAUGAUGAAAUCGCUUGCAUGUCGACGGAGGACAUUAUCCACAACUCUCGAGUUCUUGAUAGGGAAAUGCGCGUCUUUGAGGAUGAGUUGCAGAGAACGAACCUAGUGUUGGAGACAUUCAAGGGAAUGAUAAAGGUGAAACAGAAGAAGAUCAAGGUCCACAUGCAUCUCCCAUACUUAGUUGCUUACAUAGUCGAGAUUAUGGAAAUGAAUAUGGAGGAUGAUGCUGAAGAGGAAGGUGCGAAUGUUGAUCUAGAUUCCCAAAGGAAGAGAAAGUGUGUUGUGCUUAAAACAUCUACACGUAAGACCAUAUUUUUGCCUUUUGUUGCGCUCGUAGAUCCUGACAAGCUUAAACCUGGUGAUUUAGUUGGGGUGAAUAAAAACAGUUACCUGAUAAUUGAGUAUGAUUUGCGUGUUAAGGCCAUGGAAGUUGAUGAAAAGCCUACUGAAGAUUACAAUGACAUAGGAGGUCUUGAGAAGCAGAUUCAAGAAUUUGCCGAGGCUAUUGUUGUCCCUAUAACCCACAAGGAAAGGUUUCAGAAAUUAGGAGUUCGUCCUCCCAAAGGAGUUCUUCUCUAUGGACCUCCUGGAACAGGCAAAACUCUAAUGGCACGUGCAUGUGCUGCUCAGAUCAAUGCUACUUUUUUGAAGCUUGCAGGUCCCCAAUUAGUUCAGAAGUUCAUUGGUGAUCGAGCAAAUCUUGUGCGUGAUGCAUUUCAACUUGCUAAAGAGAAAUCCCCCUGCAUCAUUUUCAUAGAUGAGAUUGAUGCAUUUGAGACUUCAUUGCAUUGCAAUGGGCCAAUGGCUGAAUAUGCAUCAAGUAAGCCAACUGAUCCAGGUUGGAAGUAUGGAACUUGUUCAAAUCCUCUUAACAAGAAUAGGAUCGAGUGCAUGUUUUGCAAAAACUGUUAUAACGUCGGCAUCAACAGAUUAAAGAAGCAUUUAGUCGACAUUAAAGGGGAUGUGGCGUCAUGCAUUCUAGUGCUUGCUAAGGUCAGGAGAGAGAUACUAGAGAACUUGGAGGGGGUGAAAGCCAAGAAACAGGAGGUGAAAAUAACACGAGAUGAACUUGUAAGGGCUGUAGAUGUUCUUGGAGUUCGACAAGAGGAAGAAGACAUGUAUAUUGAGAUGGUUGAUGCUGAGAAGAAACUUGCUAUGGGGCAUAUCUAUAAAGCCUUGCAAGAUGCAAAGGAAGAAAUCAAGAGAUCUUUGUGGGAUGAAAAGUGGUAUGGGGAGUUUUUGAAGAUUAUUGAAGACAAAUGGAACUCCCAUCUUGAGAUGCCCCUGCACUUAGUAGAAUACUACCUUAACCUUGCUCACUUUUACACCGAUGUUGAGGUACAUAGUAGGCCUGAGUUCAUGGAUGCUUUCAACCAGUGCAAUGUGAAGCUCAACCCUGAUCCUGAAGUGCAAGAUAAGGCAAUGAUGGAGUUAGAUUUGUAUAGGCUCGGUACUGGAUCUCUAGUCUCAGAGUUCUCAGCCAUCACUGUAUCAGAUUCAAUGCCUUCUCUCCCUAGAGAAGCAGAUUUCAUUGGUACGGGGUUGCAUGUCUGUCAACAUGAUUUGCAUUUCUCUAUUGCCAAAAGUGAAACAUUUCCAAAUAUUUAUCUGAAAGGAGGAACUGGUCUCUUUCCUGUUAGAAAGGUUUGCGCAAAAGCAACUAUGCAUGGAAAGGUUUGCACGAAAGCAACUAUGCAUGGAAAGGUCAUAGCGGCAACCAAUCGAGCAGAUAUGCUUCUUAUGCAUUCGGGACGUCUAGAUCGCAAGAUAGAGUUCCCUCACCCAACUGAAGAAGCAAGGGUGAAAAUCUUGCAGAUACAUUCGAGGAAAAUGAAUGUGCAUCCUGAUGUGAAUUUUGAAGAGCUAGCACGUUUUGCUGAUGAUUUUAAUGGGGCACAGUUGAAAACUGUUUGCUUUGAAGCUGGCAUGCUAGCAUUGCGACGAAACGCAACUGAGGUUAUCCAUGAAGAUUUCAAUGAAGGGAUCAUUCGAGUGCAGGCUAAGAAGGAGGCGAGCCUAAAUUACUAUGCAUAGUGUAGAUAUAAUGUUUUCAAUGUAAUGCGGAGUCUGAGAGAGCAUCUUUUCUCUCCUCAUUUCUUCUCAAGUCAUUGUAUUUGUGCUGUUGAAUAAAAAAUUUGAAAAAUAGCCGUGUGGUCCCUAUGCUGAGGGCUGUCCCCACUAAACCAAAGAAAAUAAGAAUUGAGGAACUCUUGUGUUCCUUUGGGCAUUUGACCAUGCAACUAGGUAUGAUAGGUGCUGGUUACAGACAAUGGUUGGGCAUAAAGUGAAAUUUGUAAUACAUGAUUUUCUUCAGGAUGUUCACCCUUAGGCA
Molecule: messenger RNA, 2498 nt
Organism: Amborella trichopoda
Lineage: Eukaryota; Viridiplantae; Streptophyta; Magnoliopsida; Amborellales; Amborellaceae
Source: RefSeq, a predicted model, not a curated record